Phragmites australis (common reed) is the source of this 588-nucleotide messenger RNA. RefSeq lists its product as uncharacterized. The record is from RefSeq and is a predicted model, not a curated record. The coding region runs from base 1 to 588 and encodes 195 amino acids. The transcript has a single exon. Lineage: Eukaryota; Viridiplantae; Streptophyta; Magnoliopsida; Poales; Poaceae.
AUGAAUGAUGGUAGAAAGAGCCUUCCAUAUACUCCGUAUAUCAUGUAUGUCAUUGAGAAGGUUACAAAGAUCUCUUUCCCAAAGGAUUGUAUUCAUGAGUCCUACCGUGUAAAAAUGAAGGCAUCCUCUAGGCCAUCUCGUGGUUCAAGCUCAUCUCGGGCAGCCCCGCCUCUAUCUCGUGCUUCCUCUUCACAAUCUCAUGGUCGUGGCUCUCGUGGUCAUGGCAAGUACAUCAAAAAUAUGCUUCGCUCAAUCUUCUCUAUGUGCAAGUAUAAUGUCACAGAAGUGAAUGAGCUAAGAAGAGAAGUAAAAGAAAUCAAAGGGUAUUUAGAGCUCCUCACUUCCCCUCAUCAAGAAGUGCCUAAUUUUGGAGAUCCAUUUGCCGAGUGGGAGGCAGCGGAUCAAGAAGAAGAAGAAGAAGAGGUUUCUCCUCUGGCUCCCCGCUCUCGCCAUGCUCGCUCUACUCAUGGUGAUAUAGAAGAAAAAGAAGAAGAAGAAGAAGAAGAAAGCGAACAAGAGGGUGAUUAUCAAGAAGAUGAUGACAAUGAGGAUGAGGACGAGGCUGAUGAUAAGGAUGAUGACGAGUAG